UGGCAGGCUUUAAGUAAUGUGUCUGCAUACAGGAUUGGAAAGAAUGGAAGCAGAGCUGUAGAUUUAAACUUUAGAAAAGAUUUUUGGGAAGGAUUUAUUUUCUUAGGAACUGUCCGAUGAGCCAUCUAAGAACUAAUCUCUGAUACGACUCUAUCCCCUUCAGAGCAGGAAUGUUUUAGUAUAAUUGCUGGCACUGAUGUGAUAUAGGUAGUUCUGUGUAGAUUCACUUUUACUCACAAAAGGUUCAGGAGAAUUAUUUGUGUCUAGGAUUUAACAGAAACUUAAAAAUUGGAAAUCACAAAAUAGUUAUUGAUUGGUGACUUCAGUGAAGUUUUCAAUGAUUUUUCUUCUCUUUUUUUUCAGCGUAGGUUUGAACUUAUAGCCUAGAUUUAUUUUAAAAAUUUCAUGUUUAUCUUAAUUAAAGUUAUAUGCAAUGUGUGCAUACAUAGUUUCUGACUUUCAUUGCGCAUAUAUAUUGAGAAGAGUACAUACAAUACAGGGAGAGAAGUCCACUUGAAAAAGAAAAUCCACCUAAAUGUCCUAUUGUGUUGCAUUUGUCUUCCAAGGCUAUUUUUAUAUCAAAUAAUAACUUUAAAAUGCUACAAUUUGCAGCAUCCUCUCUGAAUGAGAUUCCUCCUUCUCUCUUUUCCUCUCUCUUUUUGUUUGGUAGGGACUGAACCAAUGGUCUCAUGCAUGCUAGGCAAAAACUAUACCACUGAGCUUCAUCUCAGUCCUGAUAAGACUCCUUCUCUAUAAACCUUUAACCUGACCCUGAGUUAGAAAUGUAUUGAUGUGUUAGAAAUUUAAUGUGAUGUGAAUACUGGAAAAAUACGGAAUAAAUUCCAUACAUCCAUAUGAAACGUACAUAUCUUUAUAUAUUUAGGAUUCAUAGAAAAUGAAAAAAGUAUUGCCAAGUAGGUACAAAGCAAGGGAUAUCAUAUUUUGGAAGCUGAGAAAGUAGCUCUUCCACUUAAUUUAAGUAGUGGGAGAAAGCAUAGCAGGGGCCCUUUAGAGACUCCAGGGACCUAAAUUCUUACUGUUCUAAUAGCUCCCAGUGUCUGCUGUCCAGUCUCUGGACAAAUGGACAUAGAAAGCACUGCAACAAGCUACAUGCAUGCUUUUCUUCCUUUUGACUUCACAGUUUUACUUAGAAUAUUGGCUUUUUGGGUUAAUUCCAAUGAUUCAGAUCAUAAUGUAAGCUCAUUCUUUUGGAGGCUGUGGGAAACAAUAAUACAAUAAAAUCUUUGACAGUCUAUUUUGUUAUAAAAUGUAACACUCAUUCUUAAAAGCACAACACUCUACUAAAAGUUAUGUCAACAAAAGAUAGUAUUACACACACACGCACACACACACACACACACACACACACACACACGAGUGCCACUUCAAACAAUAGUUUUAAUGAUACCAAAUUCCUCAAUAAAUUUUUCUUACAGUGACAUAAGUAUGUUAAUUAAAAACUUAGACCAUCAGUGAAAAGUGAAUGAGCAGAGACAAGAAGAAAAAUAAACUCUAGCCACAAAUAUUUGCUCAUUGUGGUACUUAUUUCUUUAGCCCAGGAGAUGAAAUUUCAGUUUGUUUAUAAGAACUAGCUAGUCCUCCCUCAGAUGACACAGUGGCUAUCUGAAUGUUUUUUGUAUGAAUGAAAACCUCGUGUCCCAGAGAAUAAAAAGACAAGGACUCACAUAGUCUCCUAUCAGGUUUCUGGCUUUUGUGGAUUUGGCAGUUUUUAGACAUGUUGAAAAUAUACACCUCAAAGAAGUAUGACUGUAGUCUCUGAGCAUAUUCUGUACAGCAGAUCUCUCUGGCAGUCAUGACUUAGCUAUAGCUUGUAGGGAGACACUUGGCUGGCCCGGUGCUUCCUGGUUCAUUAGCAUAGCCCAGCCCACUUCCAACACACGCCCAGAACUACCUCAUUAACCAUUAGGAAUGCAGCCAAAAACAUAAGACGACAGUGAAUAUAAAGGGAAUUACUGGCAAGGGAGCUGUAACCAUCUCACCACUGAACCCAUUACUUUUCCAAGAUCAGGAAAGUAUUACAUUAACAGGAAUCAUUUCUUAUUCAGAUAAGAAUUCAAGAAGUUGACUACUACAGGAAGGAUCUGAAAAAUGACGGGAGCAAAGAGGAAAAAGAAAAGCCUGCUGUGGGGCAAGAUGCACACCCCCCACUGUGAAGACAUUAAACAGUGGUGUAAAAGGCGCCUACCUAUUUUGGAAUGGGCACCACAGUACAAUCUGCGGGAAAACCUGCUUCCAGACACUGUGUCUGGGGUAAUGUUGGCAGUUCAACAGGUGACACAAGGGCUGUCCUUCGCUAUUCUUUCAUCUGUACACCCAGUCUUUGGUUUAUAUGGAUCUCUGUUUCCGGCCAUCAUUUAUGCCAUAUUUGGAAUGGGACGCCAUGUUGCCACAGGCACCUUUGCCUUGACUUCCUUGAUAUCAGCCAAUGCUGUGGAAAGGCUAGUCCCUCAAAGCAGCAGGAACCUCAGCAUGCAGAGCAACUCAAGUGUGCUGGGCUUAUCCGACUUCGAGCUCCAGAGAAUCGGGGUUGCCACGGCAGUUUCCUUCUUGGGAGGAGUGAUUCAGAUGGUUAUGUUUGUGCUGCAGCUGGGCAGUACCACGUUCCUAGUUACAGAGCCUGUGAUCAGCGCGAUGACCACGGGGGCCGCCACCCAUGUUGUGACUUCACAAGUCAAGUAUCUCUUGGGAAUUAAAAUGCCAUAUAUAUCUGGACCACUGGGAUUCUUUUAUAUUUACGCAUAUGUUUUUGAGAACAUCAAGUCUGUUCAGCUGGAAGCUCUGCUCUUAUCCUUACUGAGCAUCGUUGUCCUUGUUCUCGUUAAAGAGCUGAAUGAACAGUUUAAAAAAAAAAUCAAAGUUGUUCUUCCCGUCGACUUGGUUUUGAUCAUUGCUGCCUCAUUUGCUUGCUAUUGUACCAACAUGGAAAACACAUAUGGAUUAGAAGUAGUUGGACACAUUCCAAAUGGGAUUCCUCCGCCCCGCGCUCCACCCAUGAACAUCCUCUCUGCAGUGCUCACCGAAGCUUUUGGAGUUGCGCUUGUAGGCUACGUGGCCUCUCUGUCUCUUGCUCAAGGAUCUGCCAAGAAGUUCAAAUAUUCAGUUGAUGACAACCAGGAAUUUUUGGCCCACGGCCUCAGCAAUGUGAUCCCUUCAUUUUUCUUCUGUAUCCCAAGUGCUGCUGCCAUGGGAAGGACGGCUGGUCUCUACAGCACAGGAGCAAAGACACAGGUGGCUUGUCUAAUAUCUUGCCUUUUCGUCCUUGUAGUCAUCUAUGCAAUAGGACCUUUGCUGUACUGGCUGCCCAUGUGCGUUCUUGCAAGCAUUAUUGUUGUGGGACUGAAGGGAAUGUUAAUACAGUUCCGGGAUUUAAAAAAAUACUGGAAUGUGGAUAAAAUCGAUUGGGGCAUAUGGAUCAGUACAUACAUAUUUACAAUAUGCUUUGCUGCCAAUGUGGGCUUGCUGUUCGGCGUUGUCUGCACCAUAGCUAUCGUGAUAGGACGCUUCCCAAGGGCAAAGACUUUAAGCGUAACGAACAUGAAAGAACUGGAGUUUAAGGUGAAGACAGAGAUGCAUGAUGAAACCUUGCAACAGGUAAAAAUCAUCUCAAUAAACAACCCACUUGUUUUCCUGAAUGCAAAGAAAUUUAAUACUGAUCUAAUGAAAAUAAUCCUGAAGGAAAUUGACAGCAGUCAACCACUCGAUGAUGUCAGCAAGUGCGAACAGAACACCUUGCUCAACUCCCUGUCCAAUGGUAACUGCAACGAGGAUGUUUCCCAGCCCUGCCCCUGUGAGAAGUGUUCUUUGGUCCUGGAUUGCAAAGGCUUGACCUUUUUCGACUACACAGGAGUCUCUACGCUUGUUGAGCUUUACCUGGACUGCAAGAGCAGGGGUGUCGAUGUGUUCUUAGCCAAUUGCACAGCAUCCUUGAUAAAAGCAAUGACAUACUAUGGGAACCUAGACACUGAGAAACCAAUUUUUUUUGACUCAGUACCCGCUGCAAUAAGUACCAUCCAGUCAAAUAAGAAUUUGAGCAAGGUCAGUGAUCACAGCGAAGUCUGAGGCCCCCUGUGAUGAAGUGCACAUCUCAUCUUUAGCAACUGUUCCGAAGAGGCCAGAUAUUGGCAUUUUGCACAAAUUUUGGUGUAUGGAUGCUGCAUAUGGCCUCUAGUUCAGUAAGAAUGAUAUGAGUCAGCAACUGCAUAGCCAUUGACGAAGGCUUGCUGACCCCUUAUUUUUCUAAUCUUUCUUAAUAAACAGAUUCAUUUAGUUGUUUUUUAUAGGGAUCAAUAUGCAUGUAGGUUUAGCUUACUAAAUAGUAAAGAUGCUUUUAUGAGAGUAUUUUGUAUGGUCUUAUCUCUAUUUUGUUGUAAGCUAACAAGUGGAAGAACACUUUAAUUGGAAGUGGUUUGGACUAUUUAUAAGCCGUUCAUAAAAAAUAA
Molecule: messenger RNA, 4460 nt
Organism: Peromyscus eremicus (cactus mouse)
Lineage: Eukaryota; Metazoa; Chordata; Mammalia; Rodentia; Cricetidae
Gene: Slc26a7
Product: solute carrier family 26 member 7
Exons: 19
Coding region: 2110-4080 (656 amino acids)
Biological process (GO): transmembrane transport
Cellular component (GO): membrane
Molecular function (GO): sulfate transmembrane transporter activity; chloride transmembrane transporter activity; bicarbonate transmembrane transporter activity
Source: RefSeq, a predicted model, not a curated record